Molecule: messenger RNA, 2115 nt
Organism: Elaeis guineensis (African oil palm)
Lineage: Eukaryota; Viridiplantae; Streptophyta; Magnoliopsida; Arecales; Arecaceae
Product: transcription factor TCP4
Cellular component (GO): nucleus
Molecular function (GO): DNA-binding transcription factor activity; sequence-specific DNA binding
Source: RefSeq, a predicted model, not a curated record
GGGCAAUAUUGUACCCAAAAAGAAAAAAGAAAAGCAAGGGGCAGAGCUGAAGCUCUAUCGCUGGUAUAGGGAUUUAUUUUGGGAGAGAGGGCUAUAAACGGCUGAGCUCACCAUGAUCUUUACUCUCUGACGCUUGUCUGUCUGCGCGCCACCCUCUCCUCCAGUGGCAUCAUCCAACCUCCUCCUAUAGGGCCAAGGACUUUGAAAGUUGGCAAGAGUUAAAGAAAAAGAUGAGGAAAUAGAGUUGCAUCACUUUCUCCUGUUGUUUGCUUAUUUACUAGUUUCUUGGUUCAGCAUCUUUGAAGCGCCUCUUUGUGGCCGAUGCUAAUGGGGACUAGAGUGAGCAAGUGCUGUUGGUGAUGGAUUUCCGGCAGUUGCUUGUCCAUACCUUUUGGAAGCCAAAGGCAAGAGUGCACCGCAACCAGAUCGUAGCAAACCAAGAAGAGAAAGAGGAGUUUCAAGAAAGAGUUUGAAGGCAGCAGCCGAAGAGAAAAAGUAGACUAGAGAGUACUCUAGAUCUCAGGAGGACUCAUUACUACCCGAUUCAAAAUAUAAGAAGAGGAGGAGGCCUGCCUUUCCUCAAGCACUUAAGAAAAAGGAGGUGGAGGGAGAGAAGACGAAGAAGAAGAGGAAGAAAGAGGACUGACUGCUUUAAGGCUUCCGACCGCAUCAAAUUCAUCAGCAGCAACAGCAACAGCCAAAGCAAAAGGUUCUUGGGCCACCACGGCUUCUUCGUCUGAACAUGCUCACCUCUCAGAGAAGAUGGAAGAGAGCCCCCCCCACCACCACCACCACCACAGUCACGACGAGCAGAAGCUCCUCCACCAUCACAACCACCACCACCACCAGCAGCGGCCGCCACCCCAUAAUUCUAGGCUGGGGACUUUGAGGGAAGGCGGUGGUCAGGUCGUGGAGGUCGCGGGGGGCCACAUUGUGCGGUCCACCGGGCGCAAGGACCGGCACAGCAAGGUGUGCACUGCCAAGGGCCUGCGGGACCGCCGUGUCCGCCUCUCGGCCCACACCGCCAUCCAGUUCUAUGACGUCCAGGACCGCCUUGGCUAUGACCGCCCUAGCAAAGCCGUGGACUGGCUCAUCAAGCAUGCCAAGGGUGCCAUCGACGAGCUCGCCGAGCUCCCCCGCUGGUACCCUCCCGCCGCCACCUACGCCUCCUCAUCCAAUCCUUCUCCACCUCCAAAUCAACACGAUCACCUCCAUGACCAGCCUGUGCCCACCGAACCAUCCGCUGAACAAGCCGCUUAUAGCACUGGUAAUUUCCUCCCUCCUCCACUGGAUUCCGAUUCCAUUGCCGACACCAUCAAGACCUUCUUUCCUUUGGCCACAACCACUGCAUCAUCCUCUUACCAGAACCACCACCCACCGGACCUCCUAUCUCGUAGUAGCAGCCAAGUCCAAGACCUCCGCCUCUCCCUGCAGUCCUUCCAAGAUCCCAUGUUUCACCAGAAUCAAAUACCUACUGCAUCCUCCCAGCAGAACUUCCUCCCUGGCUAUUUAGCCUUCGAUGCCACCUCCGCCAGCUGGCCUGAGCAAAACCAGAGAAUUGUUGCAUGGAAUGUGGCGGAGACCAGUAGCGGCGAAGGUGGUGGAGGUUAUGGGUUCAAUAUGCCACCGCCCCAGACGGUGCCGCUGCACCCGGCGCUCGGUCAAAGCCAGCUUCUUUCUCAGAGGGGAACCCUUCAGUCCAGUAUCUUGCCGUCGGUUCGUGCCUGGAUGGAUCCGAUUGCUGCCGCCGCCGGUCAUCAGAUUCACCCAGCAGGAGUCCAUUCAUCAUCACCGUCAGUCACAACCACAGGAUUCGUAUUCAGUGGUGAUGGUGGUUUCUCUGGGUUCCAUAUUCCAGCGCGGAUACAGGGUGAAGAGGAGCAUGGUUGCAUCCCCGGAAAGCCACCAUCUGACUCCUCUGCUUCUAAUCAGUGAUAUAAAGAGAGGGGUAGAUAUAGUGGAGAAGAAAAUCCACAAUCAAGCUUUCAGGGGCUUCUCCCAUUCCUUCUCAGGUUAAAGUUCAAUCAGAUGACAACUUUAGUUGCCACAAAUAUUUCUAUCAAUGUUCUCGUACAUCUCAGGAUUGCUUGGUCAAUAUGGUAGAGGGACAAGAAG